UUACAUGUCAUUAUUAUCAUUCUGUCAUUGUGAAAAAAAAGGCGAAGCCGUGGUUUCUACGAAUGAAAAAGUGAAAAUUUUCAUUCUUUUCCCGUUAAUACCAACAUUUUUCGCUUACCAAAAUAAUUAUUAGUGUUAAAUUGUGUUCACCAAAAAAUAAAUGAAAUGUAUGGACGCGGGAAAAGUGAUGGAAGGAGUCAAAACGGGUCCAAAAAUUACUCUGCUCGUUCGACAGCCGGCGGUGGUGGCGGAGGCUCAUCCACCUUGAUGGCUCCCGUGAAAAACUAUCAAACAGUUCCCUCGGAUUCGGGAUUAAUCGGCUCAAGUGGAGGAGCAAUGCUUGAAGGCGAGUGGAGCUCGCUAAAUCCCAGUCUGUAUCAAAACAUGUCCAACGAGCAGGUUGACUGGGCUGCUCUGGCUCAGCAGUGGAUUCAGAUGAAGGAAACCCUUCCCGCAGAUAUGGUCCCAGCCGCUCCUCCACCUCCCAUUAUUUCGGAGAGCUACGGUUCCAAUAGUAGGGAUUCACUGCCAGACGGUAAUCUCACGCGAUCAGUAGAGGAGCAAGGCGAAGCGCCGAUGGAGGUGGAACGCGAUGAAGAUCAUACAUCGAUGGCCCAGCAUUCGGCAAAUCCGUGGGAUAAUGGAUCAGUUUCUUGGCAAUAUCCUGCACAAUCCCAGUGGCGAAACCAAGCGUGGGAUCAGAACUGGUCAUCUGGGGCUUCUGACGCAAACAAAAACUAUGAUGCGAGCUCCUUCGCAGCUUCGACGAUCAAUCCGAAUGCUUCCCUCGCUGUUGCCAAUUGGCAGGCAAAGAUGGCACGGAUUUAUAAACUGGGAGACGCCUCGGAAGGUUCGAAUGCUAUCGCUGGAACGGUUCAACCUAUCGGUCAGUCCUCCAGUCAGCACGAUUCAUCGGCUCCACCAAAGCGAAUCCCUGGUCUCAUGGAUCAGGUGAUAAAGUUUGACCACCAUUCGGAUGGUGUAGGCGAUCAAGGUGAUCCGGAAGACGAUCCAACGCAAACCCUGAACGAUGCCAAGCGUAAACUUCUGCCGGCUUGGAUACGCGAGGGGCUGGAAAAGAUGGAACGCGAAAAGCAAAGGCAAGCAGAAAAGGAACGAGAGCAGCAACAACGGGCCGAGAUGCUGCAGCAGAGAAGACAGGCUGAGUUGGAAGCUCUAAACGAAUUGGAAGCCGCCAAAAGGAAAAGCAAAUUUGAAUCCGAUUCCGAUGACGACGAUACGGGAAAUGAUGAUCAACCUGAAGCGGAACGGCGAGGAGAAGAUAGCCCUGUACCUACUCGCUCACGGGAAGAAAUUCUACAAGAACUGAUGAUUGCCGUUCGCAAAAAUCUAACUGAAAUCCUACUGGAGGUGACAAAUGAAGAAAUCGCUCUUGUGGCAAAAGAAACCCUUAAUAAAACACGGAGGAAAGCACCAACAGCUCAAGCGCUACGAAAGACCGGUCUCGCAACUCUCACUGGUGGACUUGGUCUAGGCAUAUAUGGCGACAGUGACGAGGAGGACGACAGCGCUUCGGAUAACGAUCGUGACGACGAUGGUAACAGUGAAGACGAUGAGGAAGCUGAAAGAGCUUUGAAGAGUUCUAUUAAGCUGCGGCAGAAGGAAUUUGAAUGGACUGCGCGUGAGAUUGAGGAGGAAAUUGCUAAGGAAGAAGCCGCAGAGGAACGCAAAAAACGAGAAUAUGAACAAAUGAUGCGCCAACAGAGUCAACAGAACAACGCCAGCGACGAAGAGGACUAUGCCGGCAGUAGUAAUCGUGCUGGAUUGGGACAUCCCCAGGCAGCGGUUGCGGGAACCAGUGGUGGUAAAUUUGGACCAAGAGACGGUGAGACCCAGCCUGUUAAUGAUAAACUAUAUGCCUACAAGCUCGGGCGAACACGUGAUAAGCGAAUUUCAAGGUUUAGCGACCCGAAAGAUACCGUUCGUCAAACCCACAUAACGCAUGUGGCGAUCGUUAACCACAAACCAGGUGAAGUUGUACCCCCUUUGGCCGUUUCCAAGGCUAGCCAAGUACCUCCGUCUGCCGUGAAUAGUACUGUGGUUUCACCGCCAGUGGUCGAUCCAACAUCAACGCCCCUUUUUCCUGCAGCCAUAGCCGCGGCAAGGCAUCUGGAAGAUAUUCGACGAGGUAGCAGUGUUGUUUCAGAGACACCAUCUAAUGCCUCUAGCAGUCGGGCAUCAUCCUCGCGACGUGAAACGGAAACCCGCAAAGCGUCGCAUAAAUCGCAUAAAAGUAAAAAACGUAAACGGUCUCGUCGCAGUCGCAGCGACGACGAUGAUGACGACUACUACGAUAACGACGAUGAUCGGUAUUCGCAGCAUUCGCGUAGAUCGCGUAGUUCCGAAAAAAGCAGCUAUUCGCGACGGCGUAGAUCUUACUCAAGAGACUCCCGAGACGACGACCGAGAUCGUAAGUAUUCGUAUAAAUCGCGCGAUCGUUCUCGAUCCAGAUCUCGCGAUCGGUACAAAUCAUCAAGAAGACGAUCUCGGAGUCGUUCCCGGUCUCCAUCUAGGCGAAGGUAUUAGAAGCGUUUUCUGGUUUGGAAUAUUAACUCCCUGAUUACCGGUUUGUUCAAAUCAAACACCAUGUAUCCAAAUACCCAACGGUAUCAUGAAUGUCAGUCGUAAAUUACUCCCGGGUUUCGUUGAUUUUCCAACGCGUGUUGUAAAUUAUUAACUCGAUCGAGACAUUUAGCAAAUAUUGUUUAUCAUAUGCAGUGAAAGUGGAAUGGAUUAUAAUUAGAAUGAGAUACGCGAAUGAAAUGCUGUUAUUGAAUCAAGCAGAACAGCCAAUAAUGUCGACAACAUAACGGUUAAUAUUAGUUGAUGUAGUUUCGGUAAGGAUGCAUCACCAAUAUAAACUACAGAUUUAAAUUGUGAAAUAGAACAGAUAUAUUCAAAUGAACCACUACUGCACUGCUGAAAAAAUGCGGUAAAAAUAGCAAUUCUAGAUGCAUGCUGAUCAAGUAUGCUCGCACGAUAUUUCAGUUAUAUCAAUCUAUUACUCGUCGAACAAGAGAAAUAUACAUUUCCUUUUCUUCCAUAGUGCAAA
Molecule: messenger RNA, 3073 nt
Organism: Armigeres subalbatus
Lineage: Eukaryota; Metazoa; Arthropoda; Insecta; Diptera; Culicidae
Product: arginine/serine-rich protein PNISR-like
Exons: 7
Coding region: 166-2547 (793 amino acids)
Cellular component (GO): nuclear speck; presynaptic active zone
Molecular function (GO): RNA binding
Source: RefSeq, a predicted model, not a curated record